Messenger RNA from Owenia fusiformis, 1301 nucleotides. The record is from the annotation of a GenBank genome assembly. Lineage: Eukaryota; Metazoa; Annelida; Polychaeta; Sabellida; Oweniidae.
CUUGUUUGCCAGACAUACUGAUAAAUACUUGAAACGUAGUGAGAAACGAACAUAACUAAAAUGGCUAGCCAAUACCCACCACCCCCAAGAGCAGCGCCUCCGACAUAUGACGAGGCAAUUCGAGACGUACCCCCUCCACCGGCAUACAGACUAUAUAGGAGAAUAGCAUCGGGGAACCGACUACAGAGUGAUACUGUUGACCCAAAAGACAUCGGGCAGUCCAAAUCUGCUAUAUAUCUACCGAGAAUGAACAUGUGUUGGGCAGUUGUAUGCUGUAUUUUUAAUUUUAUAUUCCCAGGUCUCGGGACGCUUAUCUCAGGGUUUAGUGUAUGUUUUUGCUGCGUAAAAACUGAUGAUCUAACUAAGUCAGAUAUGGUGUUGUCCGUUGUGACGUGUACUAUCCUGGGACUCCUUCAGAUGGCGCUCACUCCGCUCAUCUUCUUUGGUUGGAUAUGGAGCUGCCUCUGGGGAUGUGCUUUCAUUGGGGCAUCAGAUACUGAGUACCAUGGUAGCUCCGGAGAUAACAAUGGUGAAUCUACAGCUCCGACCAGCAAUAACAUUGUGAGUACACAACCUUACCCAUGUGGCAGUUCACCUGAGAAUGAUUCACAAAUGUACCAGUAUAUGCACCAGUACCCUCCAGGGGUCGAACCAGCAAUGGCUUAUGACAACCACAACCAGACUGUAUAUAUGACCUCACAGAGUGGUCAUUACCCGCAGUAUGACCCUCCGUCUUAUGCUCAAAGUAUUCAGCCCCAAGUACAAAAUCAUAAUGGAGCAAGUACCAUUACUGGGGAGCCAAAUACAGUUCCCUUGGUAACAAAUCCAAACCCUCUGGGAGUAAGCACAGUCGAAACGGAUCCAAACACAAUGCAAGAGGGACCGAAUGCAAACCCCGUGGGACCUAAUGCAAGUAUUGUAAGAUCCAACUCAAAUACCGAAAGAUCAAGUUGUAAUGAUAUUCACUUACCCAAUUCUACCGGGGUUGAAACAUUGAAUACACCAGUCGCAAUAGACAUCUCAAAUGAGGACAGACCUACCCAACAAUCGCAAAUACACAGUCAACAUAGGUAGCCUCUAAUCGAAAAUACUCUUAACAGAGGGAAUAAUAUUGUGAUCUCAAAUGAACUAACUACAGAACCCAAUCAGAGCGAUCCACAAUUUUACAGGCCAAUAAUAAAUGAAAGUUCAACCACGAGGUAGUACCACUGACAAUAUUGUGGAACACACUACCCUACCCCCUUACUGUAGCCUGUAUUUCUUUAAAAUGGAUACAUGCUACAAUGGAGUUGCAAAGUUGC